Exophiala dermatitidis NIH/UT8656 is the source of this 1752-nucleotide messenger RNA. RefSeq names its product phosphatidylserine synthase. Gene Ontology annotation, molecular function: CDP-diacylglycerol-glycerol-3-phosphate 3-phosphatidyltransferase activity. The coding region runs from base 1 to 1752 and encodes 583 amino acids. The transcript is spliced from 3 exons. Gene Ontology annotation, cellular component: mitochondrion. NCBI's taxonomy places the organism in Eukaryota, Fungi, Ascomycota, Eurotiomycetes, Chaetothyriales, Herpotrichiellaceae. The record is from RefSeq and is a predicted model, not a curated record. Gene Ontology annotation, biological process: cardiolipin biosynthetic process.
AUGUUUGCCAGGAGUGUGGGAUUGCGGGUUCUUCGAAACUGCGCUCGAAGUUCCAGAAUUCUGCCUCCGCCAGUGACUCGAACAGCAGCACCCAGACGAUUCUCUUCGUCCACAGCCGCCGCUGCCCAUAAUGGACCGGCUCCUACGGCGCAUCCCCUGGCAGGAAUCACCUCACAACUCGACCAUAUCGCGCCCCGGUUCGAGAUUGAUCCAGACAACAUUGAAAUCCUUGAUUCUCCCACCGCGUUCUACGAGACCUUGAAGGCUAAAAUUAAGGGAGCGAGGCGAAGGAUAUACCUUUCGACGCUGUAUAUCGGGAAGAGCGAACAUGAAUUUAUCGACGCUCUAAGAGAAGCAUUAGAGGACAACCCCGACCUCGAGCUUUCCAUCUUGACGGACGCCUUGAGAGGCACUCGGGAGGACCCUGAGCCAUCAUGCGCGACUCUGCUCGCGCCGCUGAUCUCGCAAUUCGGCGAUCGCGUCAGGAUUUCCAUGUUUCAUACACCUAAUCUAAACGGAUGGAAAAAGAAAUAUAUGCCCAAACGCAUCAACGAGGGCUGGGGCUUGCAGCACAUGAAGCUAUACGGCUUUGAUGACGAGAUCAUGCUGUCUGGCGCCAACUUGUCGAACGAUUACUUUACCAAUCGGCAAGAUAGGUACCACAUUUUUGCAUCCAAAGAACUCACAGACUUCUACGCAGCCGUGCACGAAGCGGUAUGCGAUCUGUCAUAUUCUCUUGUCCCGUCCGAUCAACGUCCGGGGGCCUUCGAGCUGGUUAGUCCACAUGAGCACGGCUUUCCAGAUCCACUGUGGCACACAAAGCGGUUCAAAGCGUACGCGAAGGAGACUUUGGAGCCCUUGAUUCAUAAGAAGGCCCGUCAGAAGAUGUUUCCAGUGCCCUUCACGAAGGAGAAGACCUUUGUGUACCCACUGGCUCAGUUUGAUAUUCUUCUGGGCGAGCCCAGGAACAUCGCGUUUUUAGACUACGAGUUCGCCACAUACACUUCCACCGAGAAACCUGCCCUCACUCGCCUACUGGCGAAUUUAGCCGAGGACCAACGCCUACACCAAUCCAACUGGACGUUCACCGCAGGAUAUUUUAACAUCGAUCCGGAUAUCUGUAACCUGUUGAUCGCUGCGGCCCCAGACUCGAAGAAUCCGGCGAUGACGUCGAACUUGACUGGAGGCCCGGGCACAAGCGACUUUGAAAAGGCCUGCACAGUCAUCACAGCGUCCCCUUGGGCCAACGGCUUUUAUGGCAGCAAAGGCGUCAGUGGAAUGUUGCCCGCAGCAUACACGCUACUGUCGCGCCGGUUUCUGCGCACUGUCGCCAAAGCGGGCAAAGAAGACGUGAUCCAGCUGAAGGAAUGGCGUAAAGGGACCGUCGGCGAGCCGGGCGGCAUGACGUACCACGCCAAAGGACUUUGGGUAACACUUCCACCACAGCCUCAGCCUGGCCUGGCGAGUGGCGGCAGCGAGCUUACCUCGCUCGUGGAUGAACCAGGCCCUAGCAUCACUGUCGUGGGCAGCAGCAACUAUACUAAGCGGAGUUACAGCCUGGAUCUGGAGAUCGGGGCUAUGAUCGUCACCGGUGACGAGGGUCUCAAGGCGCGGCUGAAGAAGGAGACUGACAACCUCCAGGCCAACGCGGCGGUCGUGACUCAGGAUGAUCUGGCCAGAGUCGAGCGUCGUGUUGGAUUGAAGGUCCGUCUGGCGCUGUGGCUUGUUGAGGCUCUUGGUGGUGCUCUUUGA